UUGGUGGCAACGACUCUCAUCCCCGGCCGUUGUGGGCAAGAGGAAAGAGAUAAAAUUAAUACUCCUCUCCGCAGCGCAAGUGAACCUCUUAUGACCUUUGGCUAAGUCAGCUAGAGGAACUGCAAAUCAUAAAUAGGCUCGCAAAAAGGCCAAGGCUCGCCAAAGGCUUCACACUAUCCAGUCGCGAUUACACCAUCGCCGAGAUGCUGAUACUGCUGAUACCGAUCCUGUUGCUUUCCACGUUUGUAAACGGUCAGCAGAGUCUUCAACCAUGCACUCAAUUGAUAUCCUCAAGCUCUCACCAGAACAAUAUAUUUCGUGCAAAACUAAGUGUCCCUUCGAUUCGUAACGAAAACCGAUGGCAAGCGACAAUCAAGUUCACCAGACCGGUCGCUGAGUUUUCGGUCAAAAAUGCGACAUUCUCUUCUGCCGAUAUGCGAUCUUUUGUUCUCAGAGGAGGACCCCUAGCAGCCAAUUCAGUACUGGUUUUGAACUUCCAGACCAGGUACACUGGCCCCUCUAGCACUCUUUCCAUCGAGAGUGUCCACUUUGACGGCAAACUUGUAUGCAAAGAAACAAUUGAAGUAACACCAACGAACCCGCGGAUCCAAACGCCGCAGCGAAAGCAGUUGAAAUACGAUUACAAAACCGUAAUUCACAAUUCACUGCUCUUUUAUGAAGCCCAAAGGUCAGGACUUCUGCCUGAAGACAACAGAAUAAGGUGGAGAAACGAUUCCUGCGUUAGGGACAGAGGAAACGGAUUUGAGAGCCUCAUCGGCGGAUAUUACACGAAUGGCAGAACUCUGAAAUUCACGUUCCCAACGGCCGCUACAAUGACUGUGCUAGCUUGGGGUAUAUUGAAUAAUGAAGACGGAUAUGCGCGAGCUGAUGAGCUAGCUCUUGCGAAGGACGCAUUGCACUGGGGAACUUUGUACCUAGAAAAAUGUCACACGAAGCCCGAAGAAAUAUAUGCACUCGUGGGUGACGUUGACAAGGAAAUUCGUGAAUGGUGGGGACGACCUGAGGACAUAAAUUUCCACCGUCCAGCCUACUCAGUCACCCCUAACAAUCCAGGAUCUGAACUGGCAGCUGAAGCUGCCGCCGCCUUAGCGGCCAGUUCUAUUCUGUUGGGCGAAGAUCCAGCGAGGAAAAAUAGCCACAUGAGACACGCCAAGGAAUUAUACAGUUUUGCUACUAACUACAGGGGUGACUACAGCAAAGCCGUUCCAUUAGUCGCGGAGUUUUACAGAUCUUGGUCUGGAGACGAGGAUGAACUGGUGUGGGCCUCACUGUGGCUUUACAGAGCUACCGGUGACAGGACGUAUCUGGACAAUGCCACGAGGAUGUACCACAAUUUCCGCUUGUCCACGAAACAAGUCUCAGAGUUUUCUUGGGACGACAAAACACUAGGAGCUAGAAUUCUUUUAGCCUUGUUCACUUUAGACGAGCAGUACGCGAGGGAAGCAGAGGCUGUGUGUGACAAUGUAGCAAGAAACUCGUCUCUCAGGAAUCCUCAGGGUUUGUACCACAUCAACCAGGCCGUCGGAGCAAUCAGGUACGCGGCCAACAUCGCGUACGCUUGCUAUGAGCUUGGAGAAGUUUUGAUUACCAUCCGCGAUAUUCCCACAAACCCAUACAUCCAAUUCGCAAUUCAACAAGUCAACUUUAUCCUUGGUGACAGUGGCCGAAGUUUUAUGGUGGGCUUUGGCAACAACUACCCUAGGAAAAUCCAACACUCGGCGAGCUCGUGUCCGAAUAUCCCUCAAGAGUGCGGCUGGAAGAACAAAAACGCGCCUGGCCCGAAUCCGCAGGUGCUGGUCGGCGCCCUGGUAGGCGGCCCUGACAUAAACGGACGAUACGAGGACUCUCGCGACAACUGGAGCCAAAACGAUGUCGGCAUUGACUACAACGCGGGCUUUCAGUCGCUGGUAGCCGCUCUCUAUAGUCUGCAUCAUCAAAAUAAACUUCCUAACGAAGCAUACCUGAACAAUUAUUAGCCAGGAUAUAAUAAUUAAUGGUAUUUAUUUUUCUAUUAUUAUUAAUUAACUCAAAUGAUUAUGAGCUCUGCUAUAAACGGAUUAAUAAAGCAAUAUAUUUUGAAUUAAAAA
Cloeon dipterum is the source of this 2108-nucleotide messenger RNA. Its product is annotated as endoglucanase E-4-like. Gene Ontology annotation, biological process: carbohydrate metabolic process. The record is from RefSeq and is a predicted model, not a curated record. The coding region runs from base 204 to 1997 and encodes 597 amino acids. The transcript has 11 exons. NCBI's taxonomy places the organism in Eukaryota, Metazoa, Arthropoda, Insecta, Ephemeroptera, Baetidae. Gene Ontology annotation, molecular function: hydrolase activity, hydrolyzing O-glycosyl compounds.